AUGUAUCAUUAUACCGGAAAUCUUAUUGCUCAACAACAGCAACAAUUCCCCACGGUAAGAUUUGGUAAGUUCAAAGGUUAUUGUGACCAAAGAAAGCUUAAUUGCCAUAGGAAGGGGUGUCAUGGGUGUGACUAUUGUAAGAACCUCCCAUAUGCUCUGUCCUUAUUGCGCAUAUAUCAGGAAAAUAUAUGGGAUUAUCCUCAUGUUGUCAAACAUGAAACCAUCCGGGAAUCAAAACAGAAACGAAUAGUGGAAGAUUGGGAUGUUGAACUAAAUUCUUUAUUGAACGAAAUCCUCACAACUGAUCACAAUCUUAACGAUGAUGAAUAUUUUGAACAACAUAAAUUACAAAUACCACCAUCACCAAAGAGUCAAUUAUCUUCCAUUUCAUACAUAUUUGGAUUAAAUCGACAUCUGACAAAUUUUAAGUUUGGGAAAAGAUUUAGAAAAUUGAAAACUCAACCCAAUAUUCAUUCUCUGACUCCUCCCAGGAUCCUGUCUCGGUCUCAAAUAUCCGAGAAUCGUGCUGUAUGUAUCUAG
Molecule: messenger RNA, 540 nt
Organism: [Candida] anglica
Lineage: Eukaryota; Fungi; Ascomycota; Pichiomycetes; Serinales; Debaryomycetaceae
Source: the annotation of a GenBank genome assembly